This is a messenger RNA of Cimex lectularius (bed bug), 2736 nucleotides long. RefSeq names its product enkurin. The record is from RefSeq and is a predicted model, not a curated record. Lineage: Eukaryota; Metazoa; Arthropoda; Insecta; Hemiptera; Cimicidae. Gene Ontology annotation, molecular function: calmodulin binding. The transcript has 4 exons. The coding region runs from base 1793 to 2629 and encodes 278 amino acids. Gene Ontology annotation, cellular component: acrosomal vesicle.
ACCAUUAAUUAUAUAAUGAUGUUACUGCUAAUAAUUAAUAAGCAUUUUUAUUAAUUGAUGAUACCCAAGUGCCAAGUGGGUAUGGGUUUCUUUGGCCAUGGAUUUGGUUCUCAUAUUGCUCUUGGAUUUCAUAUAUUUGAGCCUUGUCCCUGACACCUAAUUAGUAAUUGGUAUUUAAAAUUAGAAUUUAAAAAAAAAAAUUAAAAACAGGGUUUGUUCAAUUCCUGUUUGCUAAAACAUUGGUAAAACAAGUGUAAAUAGUGAUUUUAUUUAGUUUAUUAUGAAGAACAUACACAAAGAUAUGACAUAUAAUAACGUACAUACAUCAUACCAAGUAAUACAAUGAAGGUAUAACAAUACCUUCUAAGAUAUAAUUACAAUACAAAUACUAAUAAUUAUUAUUACUAAUAGAAAUUAUUAUUAUUAUUAUCAUUGCUAAUUAAAUACUAUUUUUACAACAAACUUUUGUCUUCUUUUGUACUAUGUGCUCAGUUCCAUUUGUGUUUCAUGAUUGUUUGUACUAUUUCUUCUCUCUUCGACAUGAUUAUUAUUUUUCUUAUUUUAUCUUUUCUUUUAUACUUUAACAACUUCUCUCCAUAGAACACUGAGGUUUUAUUUUAUGUUUUGCUUCUUUAUUGUUUAUUUAUACCUUAGAUAACAAAAGAUUUUCCUUCCUUAUUCAUGCCUUUUCCUUCUUUUUGACAUAAUUAACAAUAAGAGAUGGGAUUGCACUUGGUUUAAUAUUUCAUAAUUACUUUGUGAGCCCAAAAUUACUUACUAGAAAGCCUUUCACAGUUCAGUUUCAUUAUAAACAUACUUUUGCACAAAAUAUGUAUAAAAUAAUUUAAGAAACAGUAAAGAAUUAAUUUAAAAAAAAUUUAAAAGUAUAAUGAAACAAUUUAUUAGCAUGGGACAAAAACUGGACAAGAAAUGGGCUGAUUCUAUAUCUGUUUCAACAAACAAAUCUUUCUGUUUGAAGUGUUCACUGUCUUAACACAGAAAUUCACAGUCCUUGGCAAUGCUGGUACUGAGUCUUAAAAAACAUUGAAACCAUCUACCAAAAACUAAUGUAAAAAAAUGUCAAUUUGUAAACAUCUUUAAGAUUGUUUUGCCUUGAAAAACAAUACUCAAAUUUGACUUAGAACAAAUAUUUAAUCGAAUUGUGAAUCUGAAGGCACGCAAAGCAAAGUAUAGCAAAUGACUGAAGGAGGAAGUCGAAGUAAGACUGCAUCAUCAUCAUCAUCAUCAAGAUUUAUUAAAGAAUAAACUAUUUAUAUAUUGUUGUCAUGCACAAAACAGUUCUUUAUUAUCUUUAGAACAAAUAUUUCAUAAACUCUUUUCAGCCAGAUAGCUUUACGAAUUCUAAAGGGCUUGUUUAACCAACUGACGUAGAAAUUUAGAUAUUUCAAUAUUUUUAAUAUAAGUCUUUGUCUUUGUCAUCAUUCUGUUAAACAAAACAUACAACCUUAAUUUAUUAAUGAUUAGUAUUAAUGCAAUGAUAAUGAAUGUAUUCAGAUUUUGUCAAAUAUUAUUUCAAAAUUAUUAAAUUGUGACGCACAUGUAAUUCGUUAUCAGGAUCCAAGCUAAAAUCUCACAUAUCUAAAGAUUUGCUUAGCAACCAAAAAACAUGUGCCUUCUUUAAGAAAAUUGCUGAGCAACAAGAUAAAUCAAUCAAUAGUUUUGUAGGCAACAAGAUUCUAGUUCUCCCCACUGACUAAUUCCUUGUUGAUUUGCUGCCAGGACUCAACCAAAUCUUGUUUGCUCAGUUUUAAUAUAAAAAUAAAUUCCAAGAAUGGAUGAAGAAAGUGUAAACAUCUCAAAUGAGAAUAUCGAGCACCUGAUAUUCCGAUCUGAGCCAGAAGAGCUCAAAUUUCCGAUGUACAAGAGUAAGUUCAGCAAGCUUGUCCGGGAAGAAUCGAGGAUCGGAAAAGACUGCCACAAAACUUUUGGUUAUGCCACGGAUUUUCCAAAGGCAGAUCCAAAAAAAGACUUCCUCAAAAAGGGCACCCGAGUUGUCUGCAGGCCUCGGAUUGAAUAUACUAAACCUCCGACAAAAGUCUUAGAACAAGUGCCAAAGAAGGGUGAAUGGAAAAUCAUUGAACACAAACCCACACCCAAUUUUAUAAAACUGAAUAUUAAAAAAGUGCACAAUGCAAUACCACAGACCGGACCAAGUAGAUACGUGACAACAAAGGGUAUUCGAUUCCACAAUUGCAAUUUAUUGAUUCCAAAAUUUGUUUGGGGAGAGAAAUUUGGGAAAGUACCAGGUUACAUUUACAAAAUAAAAAAAGAACUUUCUGAUAAAAUCAAGGAGAAGGAAGAAAAAUGGAGGCUACGUGCUGAAAAAUAUAAAGCAGCAGAAACACUUAAACGAGUCUCUUCUGCUGAAAGACUAGAACUACUCAAUGGAUUGAAAACGGCAUGGGCCGGAUUGCAACGUGAGUUCCAGCUUUUACCCAUGCUAAAUGACACUCCACCAAAGAUCAAACGCAAGAGAUUCCUUGAAGAACAGCUCAAUGCUCUGGAGAAGGAAAUCCAAAUGAUUGAAGGCCACCAAAUCAUCUAUGUAUAUGAAGACCCCAAUGACAACACCUGCAACAACAAGGCCAAAGAUAUUUGCUAUGAAUAAUUACUUCCUCAAUGAUAUCAGCAAAUUACCAAAAUCUAGAAUACGACUUUGUAUCUUCUAACUAAUUUUGAUAUUUGCAUUCUAAAAAUAUAUACAUAUUUGGAAUU